Molecule: messenger RNA, 348 nt
Organism: Paramecium pentaurelia
Lineage: Eukaryota; Ciliophora; Oligohymenophorea; Peniculida; Parameciidae
Source: the annotation of a GenBank genome assembly
AUGUAAGUGAAAUAAAUGAUAUUUAUAUUGAUUCUAUAUAAAGUUCAAUGUAAAAAUAUCAUAACUUCUAUAAUAAAUUACACUAAUGGAAUAAUUUAGUCUUAAGUGACAUAAUAAAAUUUAGUAGAUUUUGCUCCUUUUAUACUCCCUUUAGGGAUAAUAUUUAUUUUAUCAUUUUAGUUGAUAUAAUAUUGUUUGAGAAGACAAAUAUUGUAUGAUUUAUUACCAUUAAGUGAAAAAUAAGCAAAUAAAAUUCAUUGUAAAAAAAUACAAAUACCUAUAAAACAUAAAAUAUAACUGUUUUUAAUGAAAUAUUAUUGUUAAUUAAUGAGAUUAUUGACUAAUUGA